This is a messenger RNA of Fundulus heteroclitus (mummichog), 3104 nucleotides long. It is a transcript of the gene trabd, whose product is annotated as TraB domain containing. Bases 142 to 1287 code for a protein of 381 amino acids. NCBI's taxonomy places the organism in Eukaryota, Metazoa, Chordata, Actinopteri, Cyprinodontiformes, Fundulidae. The record is from RefSeq and is a predicted model, not a curated record. The transcript has 10 exons.
GUUGUUAGCGUAAACCAACCGAGUGCUGCUGCUGCGCUGAACUAGCAAACAGCAGUGUGACAGACGGGCAGGUUUUGUAAGUGACAUAUAGUUUUCUACAACAUUUUUGGAGGGUUCCUGAAUCAGGCUGCAGCCCGGUCGAUGCGAGCCAUCCUCGCCCCUCUCGGUCGCUUCGCAGUUUUCGCUUCUCCAAACAUGGACCAAGACAACAAAUCAGAGGAUGAGUCAGCUGGCCUGUCAGAGAAUCCUCCAGAGGAGGAUCCACCUUGUAUAGCUCCAGGAAUGGCGGACGGCGAAACGUUGGAGAUGCUCUGGCAGUUCCGAGCCCAGCGGCGGCAGUCCGCCCCUGAGCUCCCGGAGACGGUGACCCGUCUUAACGCCCCCGACGGCAGCGUCCUGUACUUGGUGGGGACCGCCCAUUUCAGCGACAACAGCAAAAGUGAUGUGGCGACGACCAUCCGCGCUGUGCAGCCAGACGUGGUGGUUGUGGAGCUUUGCCAGUACAGGGUGUCGAUGUUGAGGAUGGACGAGAACACGCUGCUGAAGGAAGCCAAAGACAUCAACCUGGAGAAGGUUCAGCAAGCCAUCAAGCAGAAUGGGCUCAUGUCCGGCCUGAUGCAGAUUCUGCUGCUCAAGGUUUCCGCUCACAUCACGGAGCAGCUGGGAAUGGCACCUGGAGGAGAAUUUCGGGAGGCCUUUAAAGAAGCGGGGCGAGUUCCCUUCUGUAAAUUUCACCUUGGGGACCGGCCAAUCCCUGUGACGUUCAAGAGGGCCAUAGCUGCUCUCAGUAUGUGGCAGAAGGCCCGUCUGGCCUGGGGUCUUUGCUUCUUGUCAGAUCCAAUCAGUAAAGAGGACGUAGAGAAGUGCAAGCAGAAGGACUUGCUGGAGCAAACCAUGUCGGAGAUGAUUGGCGAGUUUCCGGCUCUCCAUCAAACCAUCGUGGCUGAAAGGGACGUCUACCUCACACACACGCUCCGCCAGGCAACACGCUGUGUGGAGUCGCCAUCCAAUGGCCAGAAAGUGCCUGCUGUGGUGGUUGGAGUGGUAGGAAUGGGUCAUGUUCCAGGUAUUGAGCAAAACUGGGAGAAGGAGCUCAACAUUCAAGAAAUCAUGACUGUCGCGCCGCCCUCACGGCUCAGCUGGGUGUUGCGCACUAUUGUAAAGGGCGUCCUGUUGGGAAUGCUGGGAUAUGCAUGUUACCGCGCAGGAGGAGGCUUGGGUCGUACCCUGUUGUCUUUGCCAGCAGUCCAGUCUUUACUGGGGACACUUCGACUUCAUCCCGCCUGACCCUACUGGACCUUUCCUAAGCCUUCUCUGACUGGAGCUUUGAUUUAUUAAAGUAAUGCAUCUGUCACCAACGGCCUUAAAACCAGGAGGUGAGGCUGGACGAAUGGGUGCACCACCUCACACCUGGGAACUGACGAGGACCUCACUGAGGUCAAAAACCUCUUCACCUCCUAUUGAUGUCUCUAUAGAGACGGUGGGACUGUACUGCCAAAGAAACCCAAAACUGUACCCUAACCAUGUAUUUUUUUUUUCAUUUUAAUUUGGCAUAAAUUGCCUCCUAGUAGAAUAAUUGCUUUCCCCAUUUUUUUUUCUGAAAGUUACUUACAGAAUUUACUUUGCUAAUCAUCCUUGGAAUCAAAUGAGUCAUUUCCCCCAGAUAUGAUAUACUAUUUUCUUGAAAGAAGCCAUUUUCUGAAAAGCGAACAGAUUGUUGGUAAAUUGUCCAGCACUUUAAAAGUAAGAAGGAAGUAACUUAUAGUGAUAUUUGCUGUAGAUGUAAACAAAUUAGGUUAUGGUAAUUGCGUCUGAGCUAUAAAGUUGAUACAUUUAUAUAAUUUUUAAAAAUGUAUAUAUUUAAAAAAAUCUUUGCAUGGUGCUCAUCUCUCACAUUCAGGAAAUAGCAGAAGAAACUUUGUGAUUGCUCUGUGCUCCAAACAGCCAAGUGCCUCAUGUUUCAGCUGGAAGGGCUCAUUUUUGUUAGCUUCAUCUAACAAAUGUUUAGUGCAAUUUUCAAAGGUUUUGACAACUUAUGCAUACAAUAGUAUUUUAGAAAGGACAUAAAGUUAAUGUUGACUUUUAAAAUGUUACCAAGACUGUAACCUUUUACAGAGACACUGAUGCUCAGGGGGCCUAAUGCUGCCUCGCAUACCGUUGGGGUGAAAACAUCCUUGUUAUUAUAUAUGUCUAAUAUGAGGUACCUAACUUUGUUUUAAGUUUCUUAUACAACACAAAUUGAAUUCUAUAGGGAAAAACACGCUUUUAGGCAGUUGACAGUCAGUGCUUCGGCUGUCGUAAUACAUGCAUUCAUAUUUAUUGUAAAAUCAGGAAACCAGAUGGAAGGAGAAUGGAAGUUGCUUCUUUUCCCCUCAGAUUAAAGCGGGACCAUCAUGGUUUGUAUAUUUAUGAAUCUGUUUAUUUGGGAUGCUAACAAAAUCUUGGUGGUAUGGGGGAAAUUUAGCCUUACUUUAUUACUGCUGCCUUUGACCCUCUAAUUGCCUCCUCUGCUAAAGCCUAUCACCAACCCAUUUUUAUCCAUAGUAUAUUCUGUUACGGCAUGUAUAAUAAAAAAAAAGAUCACCCUGGAGCAAAACGGGGAUGUCAAACUAUUGUACAGUAGUUUCUACAAACAUAACUGCAUGAUUUCACGUCUAUCAUCGAUACCCAGGUAAUUUGAAGUGAUUUUUGUACAGUAUUUUUAGUUACUGUAAAUCAAAGCGACGAAUGUGAAAGGAGCUGCAUCAUUUAUUUUAACAUGUAAACGGGUCCAAUGAAUUUAUACAGAAUGUGAUGUUUUGUUUUUUGUUUUUGAAAAAAAAAAAGCAUAAUUAAAACCAGUGCCAGCUAUUGAUAAUCCGAGUUUAUUCUAAUAACUUGUCUUCCAAUUGAUAAAAUGUUUUGGAUAAAUAAACUGAAGGUCAGUUGCAAGUCAGCUACUGUUUUUCUAGCUUGCUUUAUCCCACAAAAAAUAUACUUUUGACUGCGAAUUCCCAAACACAGAGCAUGAAUGGCUGUAUUUGUUGUAACUUGUUUUGUCACUGUAAAGGUACCAAACACUGAGUCUUCUAUAUAAAAAAAGAGUAAAGGUGAACUAUAUUUGA